Molecule: messenger RNA, 1869 nt
Organism: Ambispora gerdemannii
Lineage: Eukaryota; Fungi; Glomeromycota; Glomeromycetes; Archaeosporales; Ambisporaceae
Source: the annotation of a GenBank genome assembly
AUGGAACAAUUAAAUUUAACCACAAUACCCACAACAACUUUAUUAGACGACGAUGUGGAAACUGAUGAUGAAGACGACCAAUUUCUGCCCUCGUUCACCAAACCAACUUUAAAUUCUACGCAGGAUUUUUCAAGGUUACUUGAACGAAAUAUUUCUUCACUUUCCGAUGCUGAUCUAGGAGAUAAAGAGUGGCUGAUAAAGCAACCGUCAGAGAAUAUAUCUUUUACCCAAGUUCCAAAUGGUGGCAGUGGUGAUGGCGUCAACGGCGCUGCUGCUAAUGGUUUCAUUGGAAGUAGAAGGGGAAGCUUUAUUAAAAGUGACGAAACAGAGAAAAUUAUCAAAAUGAUUGCAAUGGCUUGUGCGUGCACUUUUGGCAUUGGCAGUCAUUUCGCAGGACACAUUAUAGGACCAAUGAAAGGAAUUCUGAUGAAGCAACUUAGCCUGACAAAUACGCAAUUUUCGUUACUGGUCGCAUCUCUCACUCUUUGUAAUACCGUGAUACCGACAGUUUCCGGAGUACUUAUAGCUAAAUUCGGUACCACGAAUAGUUCAAUUGUGGUGACUUCCGUCAUACUUUUGGGAAUGAUUAUAGUAACGGCUGCUAGUUGGAGUGGCAAAAUAUGGGCAAUGAUUACAGGAUUCGCUAUUUUUGGAAUGGGGUUGGCUCCAUUAACAAUCAUACAAGAGACAAUUAUUGUACAUUUUUUUCAAGGACAUGGGCUGGGAUUUGCAUUGGCAACAGGGCUCACAAUGGGGAAAUUGGCAGCAUUUGUUGCUUCCGUAACUGCAGUUCCACUUUCAAUGAUGGAACCACUCACUUAUCGUACCCCAUUUCUGAUAGCGACUUUCACUUCGCGGGGGGAUCGCGUUGCACGAAGUGACCAAAAAGAAAACGGUUCUUUGGAGUGCAAUUUUCGAUCUAUCGAAUAUGUUUUGGUGGUAUUUGGUUGUCGUAUUAUUGUACGGUACAUCGAUGGAACCGUUUCUUCAUCUUUCGAGCAUCGAUUUGGAACGACCGAUUUAUUGGCCGCAUGGGACGCGUCAAUUAUACUAUUGUUGCCAGUUAUAAUAUAUCCUUUCUUGGGUUUAUUCUUGGAUAAGUAUGGAAAGAGAUGUUCAAUAUUAAUUGUCUCGUCUAUAUCAAUCCUAACGACUUUUUUACUUCUCCUAUUACCACCACGACUGAUUCAUCCUUUCCCUCCGAUAAUCAUUUUUGCGACGGCCUUCUCACUAUUACCAUUAACUGUUGUCAGUCUGGUUCCAUUACUAACAGAACACGUAUCAACUGGCUUAGGAUUAUACAAAAGUCUUAACAAUAUUGGCGCGACACUCAGCCAAACAGUCGUAGGUUUAAUACUAGACGCGCACGUAAAAAAAAGCAAUUAUACUAUUGGUCUAGACGGCAUUGAGCGUGGUCACAAAGAUGAUGAUUUAGCGGCAUUGAAAAUGUUUGCGAUUUUGAGUUUUUUAUUGUUUUUGAGUACUUUGGCUUUCUGGUGGGGCGAUAAAAAAUACGAGGGUGGACGAAUAAAUUCUGCAGAUGAUGGUAGUAAUCAUCACGACACCUCUAAAUAUGUACAAGCGAGCGAAGAUGAAUCAGUCACCAGACAAGGAGCACAAAUGAUGAUUAUUGAGGAUGAUACAACUUUUGUUAAGGAAGCUAUGAAGAAACAGAGGCAGCUAAAGCAAAUAAAUGACAUACUAAUUAAUACACCCACUACCGCAACACUACCGCCGCAUUUCUCACGCCAAGAUAAUCUUGCACGACACCUGGGCUCAUUUGUUUUAUCUCCUUAUAGAUUUCUGAAGAAUGAUAUCGGAGCCUGGUUUUCGGAUCGGUGUAUUUCGCCUACCACAAACAAAAAAUAA